Molecule: messenger RNA, 822 nt
Organism: Talaromyces rugulosus
Lineage: Eukaryota; Fungi; Ascomycota; Eurotiomycetes; Eurotiales; Trichocomaceae
Exons: 1
Coding region: 1-822 (273 amino acids)
Source: RefSeq, a predicted model, not a curated record
AUGCUGGAGGCGGAGACCUCGCAUGUGGCUGUUGUUCUAGGGGCAGAACCUCAAUUUCCUCGCUACAGCGGGGAUAAGGUUCGCCAACACAAAAUUUAUCCGAAUUUCCUAGAGAUGGUUCUCUGCAGAUUUUGUCAUAUGUUUGUAGAGGAACACAACCGUCUCCGGGAGGAGGAAGAAAUCGAGCAAUUCCAGCGUAUCUUUGAGUUGAUUAUUACAAGACAACGCCAAGGAGAUGUCCUAUGCGAGAACUGCGGAGCAAUUUAUGGCCACCCAACCUGCCGUGGACAACACAGGUCCAACGCAGAUACUGGCUUGAUACUUUUCUCUGGCUGUGAAGAAUACCAGUGCCACAACCGCAAGGGUCGUGAUCCAUUGUUGCUGCGGCGCCUUGAGAAGGUGUAUGAAGUAGAUCAAAAGCGAGCAAGGGGUGAUCCGGUGCUGUGUGCCUUCUGUCAUAGAACAGAACCUGCUACUGGCAGAAAUUUUCAUGUCUCGCGGACGGGCAUUGGCCCUUCCUGUAUGCGCAGAGAUUGCCGAAGAGACGCAGGAAUGACAAUCCAGCAGAGAGCGCGAAGAGAGUUCGUCGCGCUACCGCACAUAGAUUCCUUAAAGGAAAACGCGAUGCCAGCGAAGAUGUCCGUUGCAUUUAUUGUGGCGAUGCCGAAGGGGAGGGAGCGCCUGGGAAACUGUAUUCCGUCACAAGAGACGGAUACGGUCCCUAUUGCCAUCGGGAACAGUGCAGAACAGACGCUGGAGCAGAGAAGGAUCCUGCUUACCCAAUACCCAACUCGUCGAGAUAACCUCCCAAAGAGCCAUUAG